Messenger RNA from Closterium sp. Naga37s-1, 1332 nucleotides. The record is from the annotation of a GenBank genome assembly. NCBI's taxonomy places the organism in Eukaryota, Viridiplantae, Streptophyta, Zygnematophyceae, Desmidiales, Closteriaceae.
AUGUCCCCCGCAUGGGCUGCUUCCCCCUCUUCCGCCUCCGCUUUCCCCCAGGCGGGGGUAUACCCUCCGCUAAGACCGUUCUUCGCGCCCAUCAGCCCCGCGACCGCCGGAACCGCAGCCUCUUCCGCAACUUCCGCCGCAGUUGGCGCCGCAGCAACUGGCGCAAGCGGCGGCGGAGCGGGAAUUGCGGGGCAAGGCGCAGGGGGGCAGGCCACGGGCGGGGAAGGCUUACGGGGGUUUUCCGCCGGUGCUGGAUGGACGGGGGCAGGGGGAAUCGUUCCCAGGGGCAUGCCAGGUGGGUUGGCGCAAGGAACGGCUGGGAUUGGGGGAAUGGCGCAAGGGAUUGCUGGGAUGGGCGGAAUGGCGCAGGGAACGGGGGGAAUGAGGGGAAUGACGCAGGGACCCGCGGGGAUGGGCGGAAUGAGCGUUGGGGGGAAGGCUGGUUCCGCGCUGGUGCUACCCGGAGCUGUACGCGCUACAGCAAGCAGCCCGACUUCUGCUGUUAGCGGAGCAGCUUCUGUCCAGCCUAUUACCCCUGUUGCCAAGGCAGGAAGGAUAGCAGGGACCAUGGGAACAGGCGCUAUGGGGCAGGGCGGGAUGGGGCAGGGCGUUAUGGGGCAGGGCGUUAUGGGGCAGGGCGGAAUGGGGCAGGGCGGAGUGGGGCAGGGCGGUAUGGGGCAGGGCGCAGGCGGUGUGGGGCAAGGCGGGAUGGGGCAGGGCGGAGUGGGGCAGGCGGGAUGGGUGCUGGCGCAGCAGGCUGCUGCCUCUGGGGGCAGGAUAUUGCCCUCCGCGCAAGGGGCGCAGGGGGGCGUGCAAGGGGCGCAGGGGGGCGUGCAAGGGGCGCAGGGGGGCUUGCAAGGGGCGCAGCAGGCUGCUGCCUUGGGGGGCAGGAUGAUGGUCUCCGCGCAAGGGGGAGCGCCAGGGGCACAGGGGGGAGUACAAGGGGCGAAAGGGGUGCAGGGGGGCGUGCAAGGGGCGCGGGGGGCCGUGCAAGCGGGAGUGCAGGGGGCGCAGGGGGGGUUACAAGGGACGCAGCAGCAGCAGCAGCAGCAGCAGCUGUUUGCUGCUGUGCUGUCUGUAGGCGCUAUCCACUGCCAGUUCACUUUCUCACCCAUUGAGGUGGUUUUUGAGGCGCCUCAAAAACUACCUCAGUGCUGCUGUAGGCGCUAUCCACUGCCAGUUCACUUUCUCACCCCCUCCUUCCCCUUCCCCAACCGUUUCCCCACCUCAUCUUCCCCCUUUUCCCGCUCUUUGCUUGCAGCGUGGGGACCUGCAGCUUCCCCCAGAGAUUCUCAACUCUAUCACUCCUCCCCCUCUGCCGCCCAACCUUAG